AGAACCAUCAUGAAAAUGUUUACUUUGAUGCCAGGAAUGUAACUUCACUAGGAACUAAUCCUCCAGUUACUUGAAGAUACCGUGUCCUUAGCUGAAUACUGGAACUCAUUAGACAAUGGGCACUCCAUACUAAGCAGGGGUGGAAGACUGAAGCCCAUUUGGGGACAGAAUGAGUUUAAAAGAUGCUGAUAGUGCAGUUUGCCAGGCAAAGGCAGCCUAUAACCUUCAGAUUUACCCCCAACUCUCAACAGAAAGUGCUCCCUGCUGCAAAGUGACAGCAACCAAGGACAGCACAUCAUCAGAUGUCAUCAAGGACGUGAUCAGCAUCUUAAACUUGGAUGUCUCCAAACAUUAUGUGCUUGUGGAGGUGAAAGAAUCUGGAGGAGAGGAAUGGGUACUUGAUAUAAAUGAUUCUCCUGUUCACAGGGUUUUGCUUUGGCCUCGUCGUGCUCAGGACGAGCAUCCACAGAAGGAUGGCUACUACUUUCUCUUGCAAGAGAGGAACACUGAUGGGACCAUCAAGUAUGUGCAGAUGCAGUUGCUCUCCAAGGAGACGGAUGCUCGGAGGUUGGUGGAACGGGGCUUUCUUCCGUGGCACCAGGAGGACUUUGAUGACUUGUGCAAUCUCCCCAACCUGACAGAGACAACACUCCUGGAGAAUCUCAAAUGCCGCUUCUUAAAGCACCGAAUUUACACUUAUGCAGGAAGUAUCCUGAUUGCAAUUAACCCCUUCAAGUUCCUGCCCAUCUACAAUCCCAAAUAUGUCAAGAUGUACGAGAAUCAUCAACUGGGGAAGUUGGAGCCUCAUAUUUUUGCCAUUGCCGAUGUGGCCUAUCACACAAUGCUUAAAAAACAUGUGAAUCAGUGCAUUGUUAUAUCAGGUGAAAGUGGAUCUGGGAAAACCCAAAGCACAAACUUUUUAAUUCACUGUCUCACGGCUCUGAGCCAGAAAGGGUAUGCCAGCGGUGUAGAGAGAACCAUCCUGGGAGCUGGACCAGUCCUGGAGGCUUUUGGAAAUGCAAAAACAGCACAUAACAACAACUCCAGUCGUUUUGGGAAGUUCAUUCAAGUCAACUAUUUAGAGAAUGGUAUUGUCAGGGGGGCUGUUGUUGAAAAAUACCUGCUUGAAAAAUCUCGUCUGGUUUCUCAAGAGAAAGAUGAAAGGAACUACCAUGUCUUCUAUUAUUUGCUACUUGGAGUCAGUGAGGAAGAACGUAAAGAAUUUCACCUCAAGCAACCUGAAGAUUAUUUCUACCUCAACCAGCAUAACUUGAAAAUUGAAGAUGGGGAAGAUCUCCGGCAUGAAUUUGAGAGGUUGAAACAAGCCAUGGAGAUGGUUGGCUUCCUUUCAGCAACAAAGAAACAGAUUUUUUCAAUACUUUCAGCUAUUCUCUACUUGGGUAAUGUCACAUACAAGAAGAAAGCCACGGGUCGGGAUGAAGGGUUGGACGUGGGACCUCCUGAAGUGUUGGACAUUCUUUCCCAGCUGUUAAAAGUUAAACGAGAAAUCCUGGUAGAAGUGCUAACAAAAAGAAAAACUGUGACUGCUAAUGAUAAGCUUAUUUUGCCUUAUAGUCUCAAUGAGGCAAUAACAGCUCGUGAUUCCAUGGCAAAGUCCCUGUACAGUGCUCUGUUUGAUUGGAUUGUUCUAAGAAUCAAUCAUGCACUUCUUAAUAAGAAGGACAUGGAGGAAUCUGUUACAUGUCUGUCGAUUGGUGUACUUGAUAUCUUUGGAUUUGAAGAUUUUGAAACCAACAGUUUUGAACAGUUCUGCAUAAAUUAUGCAAAUGAGCAGCUUCAGUAUUAUUUCAAUCAGCACAUUUUCAAAUUGGAACAGGAGGAAUAUAAGAGUGAAGGGAUCACUUGGCACAAUAUUGACUAUACUGAUAAUGUGGCCUGCAUUCACUUAAUCAGCAAGAAGCCCACUGGCCUGUUCUAUCUUCUGGAUGAAGAAAGCAAUUUUCCACAUGCCACCAACCAAACUCUACUGGCGAAAUUCAAACAACAACAUGAGGAGAACAAGUUCUUUGUUGGAACCCCAGUGAUGGAGCCUGCUUUUAUCAUCCGCCACUUUGCUGGAAAAGUGAAAUACCAGAUCAAAGAUUUCAGGGAGAAGAACAUGGAUUACAUGAGGCCGGAUAUCGUGGCUCUGCUGCGGGGCAGCGACAGUGCGUUUGUGCGGGAGCUCAUUGGGAUGGACCCUGUGGCCGUGUUCCGCUGGGCCGUGCUGCGCGCGGCCAUCAGGGCCAUGGCUGUGUUUGCAGAGGGGGGACGUCAGAGGGCUCAGAAAACUGCAGGAGUGGUACGUCAAGGACCCAGAGUUCCCCUUGCUGAACUCCAGAGAUCCAAUACUCCAGUAGAAAAAGUUUAUCGAGACAUGCAUGAGCAGAUCAUCGCCAGUAUUAAAGGACUGCCCUGGCAGGGGGGGGAUCCCUGCAAGCUGCUUCGGUCACUCAACCACCUUCAACACCACUCCCACUUCAUGAAAAGUAAAGGUAUCAAACAGAAGCAGAUCAUUCCCAAGAACUUGCUGGAUUCCAAAUCGCUGAAGCUCAUAGUGAGCAUGACUCUGCACGACCGAACCACAAAGUCCCUUUUGCACUUGCACAAGAAGAAGAAACCCCCCAGCAUAAGUGCCCAGUUCCAGAAUUCACUUAAUAAGUUACUGGAGACCCUGGGCAGAGCUGAGCCCUUCUUCAUCCGCUGCAUCCGCUCCAACGCAGAGAAGAAAGAAAUGCUUUUUGAUGAAAACUUGGUGCUUCAGCAGUUACGGUACACGGGAAUGCUAGAAACUGUGAGGAUCAGGAGAUCUGGCUACAGUGCCAAAUACACAUUCCAGGAAUUCAUAGACCAAUUUCAGGUGUUACUGCCCAAAGAUGCCAAAGCCUCUAAGGAAGACAUUUGUGCUUAUUUGAAUAAACUAAAACUGAAUGAAAGCUACUAUCAAAUAGGGAAGACCAAGGUUUUUAUGAAAGAGGCUGAAAGGCAGAUACUACAGGAUACACUACACAAAGAAGUGAUCAGGAAAAUCAUUCUUCUCCAGAGCUGGCUCAGGAUGGUUUUGGAAAGGAGGCGCUUUCUCAGGACACGGCAGGCGGCCAUUGUUUUACAGGCCUGCUGGCGUUCCCGCUGUAUCAGGAUGGCCCUGCAGAGGAGCAAUGCUGCCAUCGAGAUCCAGGCAGCCUGGAGACGGUACCAGGAGAGGAAACACUUCCUGCAGCACAGGAGGAGGAUUUGUCUCCUGCAGGCCCUGGUCAGAGGGCACCUGACACGUAAGAGAUAUCAGGAAAUGGCUGUAGAAAGGCAGAAAGCUGAAGAAAAGCAGAGAGAAAUGCAGGAAGAUGAAGACAGAGAGGAUGAUAAGAGCAAGCAUGAGCAGAGUGAGCCAGCAACACAUGAGCUACCUGUGAAACAUGAAACAGAGCUGGAUCAGGCUGCUGGGGAUGAAGAUCGAGCUCAGAAUGAACAAGCUGAAGAUCGAGCUCAGAAUGAACAAGCUGAAGAUCGAGCUCAGAAUGAACAAGCUGAAGAUCGAGCUCAGAAUGAACAAGCUGAAGAUCGAGCUCAGAAUGAACAAGCUGAAGAUCGAGCUCAGAAUGAACAAGCUGAAGAUCGAGCUCAGAAUGAACAAGCUGAAGAUCGAGCUCAGAAUGAACAAGCUGAAGAUCGAGCUCAGAAUGAACAAGCUGAAGAUCGAGCUCAGAAUGAACAAGCUGAAGAUCGAGCUCAGAAUGAACAAGCUGAAAACCUAGGUUCAUCUGAGAUAGCCGCAUUACCCCAGAAGAACACGACAGAGGGCUCGGAGAAAGUAACCACCAGCCGGGAGAAGAGGGAAUCUCGUCGGCAGAGGGGGCUGGAACACAACGACUUGCAGAACAAGCACGUCCUGUUGUCCUUCGAAGGACCAUCUUCGCUGUGCCUUGAGGAACAAACCACUUCUGAAGAGGCCCUGGAAACUGUUCCAGUGCCAGAGAAAUCCACAGCACAAGAUUAUACUGUCCCUCAGGGAAGCAGUGAGGAAGAGAAAAGUCCAAGUGAAGAAAAAGCCAUUCCAGGCACACCACCAUCAAGUGAGAUAAAGGAAAGUGGUUCUGUUCCUGAGCAACCACUGGUAUCAGAAGAGGGUGAUGUGGCAGCUGAUAGAACAAAAACACAAGGGAAUCAGAGUAACCAAAUAAAAGGCAGCCAAAGCUUUACCUGCCCUGAAAGGCCCAUGAAUCUUGCACUGAAUCUUCAUAACAUGUUGUCAGCUACUGGGAGCUUUCGGAGUCCAUCUGACCCCUGGGCAGAUAAAAACAAACGUCUUGGUCAGAGGGCAACCAAAGACCUGGAUAGUCCCACUUCUUCUGCAAUCCAGAGAUAUGUGGAUGACCCAGAGAAGCUGAAGUACAAGAGGGAGAAGUGGAAAGGCAAGAGACAGUCUGAUGCUGGUCAGAAUGAUGUGCUGAGUCAAUCCUUGGAUGGAAGGACACGUGUGGAUAAGUCUCCUCAAGAUCAACUGGAGAAGAAGGGGAGUUCAGCUUCAUUAAGUGAUCUCUCAACACUGGCCCAGACUGUUGCCAUGAAUCAGCAAUCACCAGAUAUGAUAGAAGAAGAAAAAGGCACCAAGAAAUACCCUGUGCAGAAGAAGCUCAGUGACCACUUACCUACCUUGGACACGGCUGUUCUCGUGCAACCAGCGAGUCAGCAGGGAGAUGCCAAGUCUGCUUUUAAAAGUCCUUUGCGUAGACUUUUGGGGAAAAAAACAGACAAGAAAAUUCCAAAGGAGAGCUCUGAUAUGAUUGAGGAAGGAGAUGGCCUCUCCCUUGUAUCUUGUGUCCUCUUUACAGACAUGGGAGGAACUCAGAAAGUUUCAGAAGCUUCUUCUGGGCAGCCAGGCCGCCCCCAGGCAGUGAAGGAGAUCAGCAAAGCAAAGAAGAACAGGACCAUAAAGAUCAGCAAGAUCUCGAGCGUGUCCCAGAACUGGCGAGCGUCCAUGGUCCGCGAGAUUGCAAAUGCCAAUGAGCUGAAACACCUGGAUGAGUUCCUCCUCAACAAGAUCAAUGACUUACGCUCCCAGAAGUCUGGUGUUGAGUGUUUGUUUUUUGAAGCUACAGAGAAGUUUAGAGGAAACAUCAAGACCAUGUACUCUGCUCCUAAUGGACAAAUCCAUGUUGGCUACAAAGAUCUGGUGGAAAAUUACCAGCUUCUAGUUACAAAUCUGGCCCAAAAAAGAGAAGAGAAAGAAGUCAAGCUGGUUUUGAAUCUCUUUCAAUCCCUUCUGGAUGAAUUCAUCAGAGGAUAUACAAAAAAAGAGGAAUCUGAGCAGCCCAAGCAAACCAAAGCCCAGAAGAAGAAACGAAAACAAGAUCGUGCAAUUGAAGAACACAAUGGCCAUGUGUUCACAAACUACCAAGUGAGCAUCCGGCAGUCGUGUGAGCACUGCUCAUCCUACAUCUGGCCCAUGGAAAAAGCCUGUCUGUGCAGUGUUUGCAAGCUGACUUGUCACAAGAAGUGCAUGUCCAAAAUCCAGAGCAGCUGUACCUCCUGUGGGAAAAAGAAUGAGCAGGAUGCAGAACCACGACACUUCGGAGUGAGUGUGAGUUCCCUGACCAGCGAGAGGAACUCGGUCCCUGUUGUCAUGGAGAAGUUGCUAGAGUACGUGGAGAUGCACGGGCUCUACACGGAGGGGAUCUACAGGAAAUCAGGAUCAGCAAAUCGGAUGAAGGAGCUCAAACAGUUGCUGCAAGCAGAUCCAAACUCAGUGAAGCUGGAGAAUUACCCUAUUCACACCAUCACGGGGAUCCUUAAGCAGUGGCUGCGGGAGCUGCCAGACCCACUGAUGACAUCAGCACAGUACAAUGAUUUCCUCCGAGCUGUAGAACUACCAGAAAAACAGGAGCAACUCUGUGCCAUUUACAGUGUCCUGGAACAGCUCCCACAGGCAAAUCAUAAUACCCUGGAGCGACUCAUCUUCCAUCUUGUCAAAGUGGCUUUGAUAGAAGAUGUCAACCGUAUGUCACCCAAUGCCUUGGCCAUUGUGUUUGCUCCAUGCCUCCUGCGCUGUCCGGAUACCUCUGACCCCUUAACCAGCAUGAAGGACGUUUCAAAAACAACCAUGUGUGUAGAGAUGCUCAUAAAGGAACAGAUAAGGAAGUACAAGAUAAAAAUGGAUGAGAUCAAUCAGCUGGAAGCAGCAGAGAGCAUUGCUUUCCGACGGCUCUCGUUGCUCCGGCAGAAUACACUCUGGCCUGUAAAACUUGGGUUCUCUUCCCCUUACGAGGGGAAGCUGAGUAAAAGCUCUCAGGUCAAAGGAAAUGACAGUGGCACCUCAGAGCUGGACUCGGUGCAUGAAGAUGAAGAAGUUUCUGAAGCCAAUAACCGGGAAAAGGAGAUUCUCAUCGAUCGCAUACAGUCAAUAAAAGAAGAAAAAGAGGACAUAACUUACCGGUUACCUGAGCUUGACCAGCGGGGCUCCGACGAGGAAAACGUGGACUCGGAGACGUCGGCAAGCACAGAGAGCCUGCUUGAGGAUAGGACAGGCCGGAUGGAUACCGAAGCAAUUAUUGGAUUACACUGCCGUGCUCAGAGCUCCAGCCUGCUUGCCAAAGACAUUUGCAAAGUGCCUUCUCUCCCACAAACCUCUUCACAUUCCUACUCUGCAUCCCUGGCUUCAAGGCGCAGAUACUCUCUAACACUGUCCAAGAUGAAAGUGCCCCGUCGAACUCCAGUGAUGCCAACAGCAAAUAUAAAACUCCCUCCUGGGAUGUUCAAAUGUACAGAAUCCCAGGAUGAGGUUUCUGCUAACAAGGAGUCUCAGGUGGUGAGACAUAGGGAGCAGCCAGCAAGGCGGACUGACAGCAUCCACUCGGUAUACAUUGCACAAGGGUCUGCACUGGCCCACGCUCAGGAACUCGUGGAUGAAUAUGAACCAACUGCAAAAGUCAAACGGAGGUUCUCAGAUCCUUAUUCUCACAUUCCCUGUAUGGAGAAGUGAAAUACUUCAGCUCUCUGGACUUUUUUUGAAGUUGACCGCAGCUUUUGGCUUUAACCCUUUGAAGGCUGUAAACUUGUGUUUAAGUGGCUGCCAGGAAGGCAACCUGGAAAUGUACAGUACUGUAAAGGUUCAGCAAGGUUGUUUAAAGCAAAUGUUUUCCACUUUAAAUUAAAACCUUGCAAAAAACCUAAAAUUUAAUGCUGAGUAAAAUAUGUGGGUUGAGUGUACAGGAAACAAGCCCCCCCAGUUCGGCUGCUGUGCCUUUUUCCAUUUGUCUUACAAUGGACUCUCAUGGGACCAACAGUGAGUUUAGGUCAAUGUGUCUUGCCUUAAUUUUUUUUAUGACAAUUUUCUGUGUGGUUUACAGAACUGUUUUAACGUAAUAGCCUUAACUGAGACCAAAAUGUAUAAAGAAGUUUAUUAAAACGUUGCACUUUUAAAAAAA
Messenger RNA from Manacus vitellinus (golden-collared manakin), 7421 nucleotides. RefSeq names its product myosin IXB (gene MYO9B). The transcript has 41 exons. The coding region runs from base 170 to 6976 and encodes 2268 amino acids. The record is from RefSeq and is a predicted model, not a curated record. Gene Ontology annotation, molecular function: ATP binding; protein binding; microfilament motor activity. Gene Ontology annotation, biological process: actin filament-based movement; Rho protein signal transduction. Gene Ontology annotation, cellular component: myosin complex. Lineage: Eukaryota; Metazoa; Chordata; Aves; Passeriformes; Pipridae.